AACUUUAUAGACUUCUGGUUUUGGGUCUGUUGGAGCCACCUCUCUCCCUCUCUAACGCUGCCUCUCUUUCUCUCUCUCUUCGAUCGAUUGCAAUGCUCAAAGCCUAUGUAGCAAGUGGAAUGGUAUUGACAUGAGCUCAUAUCUUGGAUCUAUGCAGAAAGCUUGUAGAAUUUGCUAUAAGUUGAGUAUUGCAGAUGGUUCAACAAAUGGUUGACUCUAAAGUCAACCAAUAUGGGCUGCCUAACACUGGAGCUGGCUUACCCACUUCUGAUAAGCAACAUGCAAUACUGGUUAAGAAGACAGCAUUGAGAGACCUGCAGAAUGAUAACAGAAUUUCAUUGCCCAAACCUCAAGGUAAUUCUACUUUUUUAAAGGAGAAAGGACCCCUUAAAGAUGCUAAGGUUUCUGGAAAUAAGAGAGCAUCACCUGAGUGCCCAGCACCAGCAAGCCCUCCCGGCCAUCAGUCUCUUAGCAGUAAUGGUGAAAAUAGUCAUCUCGUGUAUGUUCGAAGGAAAUCAGAAUCAGAACUGGGCAAAAGCAACAUGGACAAUGAUGCUGGUCAUCCACCAGCAAGACAAUUUAACCAUGGGGACCAAGAAACCCCUAGGCAACUUACCCAGAUGAAGGAGCCUAAGAUGUCUUGUUUUUCGGCAUAUACACCCAUUCCAAUGGCUUCUCUGAUGACUUUCUCGUCUGGGGGGCCUACAGUUCCCCUUUCUUUGGGGAAGGCUGGUAAUGGGUUGCCACUGGCAGAACCAAAGAAUCCUGCAGUUACUUCUGCGCCUGUUCCCCUGGUUAACCAUCAGGGAAAUAGUGAACCACAUUGGAAGGAGCGUUUCAUCCGGCUGCAAACAUUUUUAAGGAACUGUGACCAUUCAAGUCAGGAGGAUUACAUCCAGAUGCUUCGGUCCUUAACCCCUUCUGGCCGUAGUAGACAUGCAGUUGAAUUGGAGAAAAGAGCAAUCCAUCUGUCACUAGAGGAAGGGAAGGAGAUACAUCGAAUGACCAUCCUGAAUGUGUUGGGGAAAUCUACACCGAAAAAUAGUGCCUCACCCUUAAGUCAACAGGUCCAACCAGCAAAAUGAGAAAGACGAAAAUUAAAAGAGGAAAAAAAAUUUAUCUACCUCCUGCAAAGGAUGCUUCCAAUUAUCCGCAUGCAGGAAUUCAACCUCAGUCACUGCUGAUGGCUUUUUCCUACUGCAUUAAAUCUUUCCAUUGGUUCGAAGGGUGAGCUCUUUGAGAAGCCUGAACUUCCUAAUUGUGAAACUGUUGUUUAGUCUCAACUAUCUAAUAAAUUCCGCUGUGGGUGCUGCUUCCCAGUCAGUCAUCUUUAUCUUAUGAAAUGAAAUGGUAAUGCCAGAUGAUAA
Molecule: messenger RNA, 1367 nt
Organism: Nelumbo nucifera (sacred lotus)
Lineage: Eukaryota; Viridiplantae; Streptophyta; Magnoliopsida; Proteales; Nelumbonaceae
Source: RefSeq, a predicted model, not a curated record